CCCCAACUUAUUAAUCCCUCAAAUUAUCCCCAAAUGCCCAAUCGAAUCCCAAACAAUAAUAAACUAACAAACGAAUCCAAAUGCAAAAAGAAGAAAAUUGCAGGUUGCUAUAAAUGAACCUUCAAUAUGUGACAUCUCGCCUUCCUCUCCUUCCAAAGAUUGAGUGGUAAACUCAUCUUCUUCCUCAUCAAUAGUGACAGCUUUCAUAUGACCUUCUUGCCCAUUGUCUACGAUCUCUCCCAAUGUCUCAUGCAUCUCCUUGAAGCGUUCUUCAUUGGCUUCUUGACGGCUUUUGAUGCUUUAUACACCUUCUAACAGUUGCUUUAGUCCCACAUCAUCAAUGCUAGCUCGAUGCAUCUCCACCAUAGUUGAGUCAACUCCACACUUCUCAUCUUAUAGCUUCAUCUCGUCGAGAUCGGCAUCAUCCUCUCCCGAGAACUGCUUCAUUGCUUGCAUCAUCAUCAUUACGGAGGGUUUUGUCUUGAUGCUCGAUGCAUGCAUGUCCUAAGAGUUUAUGUGUUCGAUCGAAAAUACUUGAAUAGAGAUAGUAUACACAUCUUUCUUCGUGUAAUGCUAGAUGGUACGAGUUCCAAGUUUCUUAUAGUAUCACGUCUUUGUAUGAUUUACAAUGCCCUUCUUUAUAGCGAGGUCGAGUUCUUCAAAACAAAACAUACUAGAGCAUAUUAUCUUAUAAAAGUACCAAACACAAUGUUGGAUUCUUUCAAAACGGUUACAUAAUCUACGACAUCAGUGUCAAAACUCAAAAAACUUGAUAUGCAAUAUGUAAUAGUAUUACAAUUGAAGUGAUAAAAAUUCUAGUUUGGUUGAGAUUUUCUAUAAUUGACCAAAUUUCUACUAUCUAAUAACAAAAAAACAAUAAAAGAACUAUUGUUACAUGGUUUCAUUCAUCCACAAGAGAUAUAUCAUCUCACCAAAGCAACUGGUGUAAUUGGGAAAAGAACUAUUGUUACAUGGUUUCCCUCACCAAAAUCUCCAUUCUUCUCCAAAUGCAAUGCCAUUCCAGCACCACUCUCUUCUCCUUCUUCCUCCCUCGUCCCCCUACUUCUCCAUUCAUCUCUUCUUCCUCUUCCAAUCCCAAAAGCUUCACCAAUUGUUCCAAAUCCUCAAACCACAACAAUCCCCGCUCCAUACUCCCCUCGCCGGACUCACACUCCCAUCCCAAUGCUGCCACCACCAGAAUCCCCACUCCGCCGUGGGUUAAAGGUCCUCUCCGCCUCCAGCCGCACGAGCUCGCCAACCUCUCCAACAAUCCUUCCAAACCCCGCAAAGCCCAAGAAUCCGCAGAAGAAAAGGCCGACAAGGCGCUCACCGCGAAAGAAAGCGGUGUGCGAGGCAAGAAAGCCAUGUCCAAAAUCGUUCGAAGCAUCGAAACCCUCCCCGGAAAUCAACAGCAAUCGCCGGUGGUGGUGGAUUCCUCCUCCUUCUCCCUGGGAAGUUCUGAUUCCGACGAUGCGAAGAAGAAGCUCCCCUGGGUGAGAGAAGAGAAGGUCGUGCGCUACAGAUUGAAGAAGGAUAAAGUGGUGACUCAGGCCGAGUUGGUUCUUGAUCAGGAACUGCUCGAGAGAUUGAGAGCCGAAGCUGCUACGAUGAGAAUUUGGGUGAAGGUGAAAAAGCUUGGGGUGACGCAGCGCGUGGUUGAUGAGAUAAAGUCGGCUUGGGAGAGUAAUGAGCUCGCCAUGGCUAAGAUUGGCCUCCCACUGUGUCGCAAUAUGGACAGGGCAAGGGAGAUUGUUGAGUUGAAGACUGGAGGCUUGGUUGUUUGGACAUGGAAAGACAGUCUUGUUGUGUAUAGAGGAUGUAAUUACGAAGUGACUAAAAAUUCUGGUAUAAGCAAUAUGGUUGGUGAUGACAUAUAUGGGAUCCCUGGGGAAGACUUGUCAUUGUUUCAGAGAGAAGGAGAUAGGUUAUUGGAAGGCUUAGGACCCCGGUUUGUUGACUGGUGGAUGCCAAAGCCGCUGCCAGUGGAUGCUGAUUUGCUGCCUGAAGUGGUUCCUGGAUACAUGCCUCCUUCAAGGCGUUGGCCUCCUUAUGGUCGGCCUCAGCUGAAAGAUACAGAGUUGACAAGCUUGAGGAAGCUUGCUCGUAUUUUACCCACCCAUUUUGUUCUUGGGAGGAAUAGAAGGCUUCAGGGUCUUGCUUUUGCAAUCUUGAAGUUGUGGCAGAAUAGUAACAUAGCUAAAAUUGCUAUAAAGUGGGGAGUUCCGAAUACUGACAAUGAGCAAAUGGCAAAUGAGCUUAAGCGUCUGACAGGUGGAGUGUUGUUGCUUCGUAAUAAGUUCUUCAUAAUACUAUAUAGAGGUAAAGACUAUCUCCCUUCUGAAGUUGCAACGUUGGUAUCUGAGAGAGAAACUGAGAUACGGAGAUGCCACCUGGAUGAAGAAAGCUCACGAAAGAAAGCAGCCGACUCAGUCCACAUUGUUGUGGAUCCAUCGCUGAACAGCAGCAAAACAGGAACCUUAUAUGAAUUUUGGGAUAUCCAAAACAAGUUUGGGGGGUUGGUUAAGGGGAAAAAGGAGAAUGAACUUCAAUUAGAAGCUGAGAAGGCAAACCUUGAAAGGGAAUUGAGAAUCCAAGAACGCAAGCUUUUCAUUCUCGAAAUGAAAAUAGAGAAUUCCAUGAGAGAAUUGACUAAGUUGAAUUCUGAGUGGGUGCCCGCUGAGAAUGAUGCUGACCGUGAAAUACUCACAGAUGAGGAGAGAGAAUGCUUCAGGAAGAUUGCACAAAAGCUGCGUAGUAGCUUGGUUCUUGGCAGGCGUGGGGUGUUUGACGGUGUGGUGGAAGGGUUGUAUCAGCACUGGAAACACAGAGAAGUAGUUAAGGUUAUUACCAUGCAGAGGACGUUUACACAGGUCAUUUAUACGGCUAAAUCACUUGAAGCAGAAAGUGGUGGGAUUCUUGUGUCAGUGGAAAAGUUGAGCAAAGGUCAUGCUAUAAUACUCUACCGUGGAAAAAACUACAGGCGGCCUCAAAAAUUUCAUUCUGAGAAUCUUCUAACGAAACGAGAAGCAUUGCAGAGAUCAAUUCUGAUGCAGAGGAUUGGGUCAUUGAAGUUUUUCGCACAUCAAAGACGACAGGCUAUCACAAAUAUGAGGUCUGAGCUGGAACAACUUCAGAAAUCUGAGGAAAGGAAUGGAAUAUCAAAAUAUGUCAAUCAGUGACCUGGGUAGUGAUUCUUCCUGAACCCUAGGAGCAAACAAUGCCCUCUCACUCAGCAGCUGCUGUUAAUUCGUUGAAUGUCUGAUGGCAAUGGAUAUGAAGGGUUGUCAUGUGCAGGUACCUUCUUUCGUUACUGUAUUUGCUUCCCUGCAGCAGUAAACCUGUGUGACAUGUUCUAAAAUGUUCACAAAUUCGCAAACUUGAUUCCAUUCUGUUACCCGUCUUAGAGUUUGGUGCCCACACUCCCUAUGAAGGAAAACGGCCGCAUGACAGCUUCGCCAAUAUAGACAAUCCAGCAUUGAUGAAUAAUAUCUAGCCAAUAUAAUGAAGGCUUAUAAAAACCUUCGUCAGAUCUCCUGACACCCAUAGAAGGCCAUUAUUUCUGUUGUUGCAGCAUGUCUUACCUGAAAUCAUGAGGCAUCUAUCAGUUGCACUUGCUUUCUAGACGUGUGCAGCAAUUCACCCUGGUAAUUAUGGAUGAUAAUCAAUUGAAGUUCGGUAUCUACAAUAAUGCAACUAUGAAUUUGCUUAUGCGGUCUUCUGUUGGCUUGUCUAUGAGUUCCAGCUGUUAGAGUCAAAGUGAAAAGGGCUUUAUGGUGCCAGCCAAUGAUACAGAAACUUUACUCGAAUUGCUGGUUGGCAUGGAAAACUAUGCCAGAACCGGAACUUAUCCCUCUCCCUUCACUUGCUCCAUGGCUGACCAGUAUGGAUUCAGAUCAGAUUUGUAAGUGAUUCUAUGGUUGUUUGAAUUCCAGGUGUACUGCCAUUUUAUCUGUCUUACUAAUAUGCGCGUCAUUGCCGUUGUCUAUCAAUCUGCACAGCAACAUUUACUCAUUGCCACCACCAAUCCACAACUGCUGCUUCCACGGCGGAGGAACAAUACACAGACCAGCUUCGGAAGGGGACCUGCAAACCUUCUGGCAUCCCUUUCAACUGGUUAUGUUCAUCUGGAAUUCCCUCCAGCUGUUCUUAGUUGUGUAGGAACUUAUGUAGCGAACCAUGACGCCAUGAAUUCCUAAAUAACUCUCGACGAAUGAAUUUGAUUCGUGGUUCCAAUAGCUGUUAAUUUAAAUCAACAUGUACGUAUAUUGGAGCCUGAAUGACGUACAAAUUACAUCACAUUUGAGUUGAGUUGGAGAGACAGUCGUUUUUACAGCACCAGAAUAUGCAGAGAUGAUUUAUGUUCUCUUUUACCUUUUCUUUUAUCAUGCUUAGUCAUCCUUCCCAAAUACAUACAUUAUUUUUAACAUCAUGUGAAAGGAAAAAAAUAGAUAAAAUUACAGGUCUCAGUCUAGCUAGGGUAUAUAUCCUUGCACAUAACAGCAACAUCACAAACUGACCCUGAAGUUCGGGGACGCAAGCAGCAUAAAGCAAGGGUCAUUGACGAUGAGGCUCUCGUCUCUUUCCCUUGGGGUUGGGAUGUUAACCCUUAACUCACCAGACCAAGCCUCGUUUCCUUCUAAUAAAUCUAUCGACACGGUCAAUGCUCAUUCGAGAUUUCUCGUGCUUGCUCGACUUCUUGGACUUCUCCAGCCGACUGUCUAAACUGUUUCUCGACAUUUGAGGUGGCGGUGGAAGCUCUGCUGCUACCAAUUCAAAAGUAUCUUCUGCGGUUCCAGGUGUGUCCGGUGGUGCUUUAUUCUUACUCUCUGCCUCUGAUGAUACCGUCGUCUUAUCGGGCUCUGCAUUAGCCGCAACAGUGGCUGCUGCUUUUGCAGAUUUCCCCAGUGAGACUACAAACUUCUUGAGAUGCUUAAUGAAUUCUGGAUAUAGCUCGAGGUUGCAGUGUCCCCCUCCAGUUAUCCAUAGAGGUUCGUAUUUGUUCUUACAGAGAUCCCACAGCUGUCUUCCGUGGGAGCAAUCCACGACUUCAUCUGCUGUUCCCUGAGAGUUUGGAAUAACCAAAUAUGAAUCAGCAACACUUAGGAAACCCCUAUAAUGGGUAUAAGUUUUAAGAAAAUGCUAUUACUUCAUAGGGACAAAUUUGGAAACGAAACUUUACUGGCGAGGUGCCUUUUAGUCUUGGAUGCUAAUAAUUUGCGAGAAACAUAGUGGAAUAGUCAAUAGUGGUUCCAAAAAGUCAUAUUGAAGAAGUGUGUUUAUAUUAACGUUUAAACCAAACUUGUUUCAAAUUGCUUAUUGUUCAGCCAAACCAAACACACCCUUGUUUGGUCAAAAGCUACUGUGACCUAUAGAAACCAUGUAGGCAAACUGGCUAAUGAAUUUUAGAUGACACU
Linum trigynum is the source of this 5414-nucleotide messenger RNA. The record is from the annotation of a GenBank genome assembly. NCBI's taxonomy places the organism in Eukaryota, Viridiplantae, Streptophyta, Magnoliopsida, Malpighiales, Linaceae.